Messenger RNA from Didymodactylos carnosus, 3238 nucleotides. The record is from the annotation of a GenBank genome assembly. Lineage: Eukaryota; Metazoa; Rotifera; Eurotatoria; Philodinida; Philodinidae.
AUGUUAAGAAUCGAUUCAAACGUAAAUACGUCGUCAACAAUUACGAAUUCGAACAGUGUUAGUGAGAAAAAUAGUUCAACUGAAUCGCAUCUUGAACCAUCAAAACGCGAAGAGUUUUGGAAUUCAAAAAUUCAAAAAGAUUACAAUUUUUUAAUGAGUGAAGAACUUAUCAGUCGUUGUAAAAAUUCGACGGGAGACACCUUUACGUCUGUAAAUGAUUUGCAUCAUGUGUCAUACAAAGAGUUUGAAAAACAAUAUAGUGAAUUAGCACAUUGGUGUGAUAAAAUUUAUGAGACAAUUACACAAUUUUCAUCUAAUGCGCUUAGUCGAUAUUUACGUCAAAAAUAUUAUGAAGAAACGUAUGAACAAGGAAGAAUACGAAUCAAAUCAUUCGAAAAUUAUGCAGAAAAAUUGAUUCAACGUUUUUCAGAUUUAAAACCGGAAAUCAUUACAAAAAUGAAAACACUGAAUGCUCAAUGGCUUGACCUUGAAUCUGCCAUAAUAUCAUAUUUGGAUGAAGAUUUUGAUAGGAUAUUAAAGGAUCUUGAUCAAGAAUUAUUAAUGUUUGAAGAUUGGCUAAAUAAAACAGAAGAAGAACUUCGAAAAUUAGAACUCAUUAAAGACAUAACAUUAUCUCAAUUGGAAGAAAAUAUUAAAUAUCAUACGAAUCUACAAAGUGAAAUUAAAUCUCGAAAUAGUCGUGUAUCGUCCAUUAUUGAAAUAUGUGAUCGUUUAAAAGAUGAUGGCUGUGAACAAGUACCAUUAAAUUUGGCUAGUAAUCUUGAAAAUCGUUGGCAUCAAGCAUGGCUUGUUUCGGUUGAAAUUCAAUGUAAACUUGAAGAACGACUGAAAUUUUUAAAAUUAGAUGGAAUGACACGUAUACAACGUGAAAUUUUGAGUUAUGACAAUCAUAUGACAUUCUUUUUAAAUGGUUCAGAUUCUUACAAUACAAAUGUAUCUCGUAUAACCGCCGAUAGCGCGUCCGAUAGCGAACAAUCAAAUUCAUCCGAUUUAGACGUUAUUCCAUUUCAUUAUACCGAAUACGAAAAAAUUCCUAUAACUGCCGACGAUAUUUAUAUUUCGCCAUCUUCAUCUGAUAAACAAUUUCUAUUAGUUAAUAACGUAAACGACAGUACACAAUAUCCUAGAAAAUCGUUCAGUACUGAUAGUCUUGAUCUAGUUCAAAAAUCAACAAAUCGUAAACGUCGUUCAUCUUCUUCUCUGUUACUAUUAAACUCGAAAUACCCACUGGAACGUCUACCACUUUCGAUUCGUUUAAUACGUAAGGCCAAACGGCGUAGUCGAAAUCAAACAACAAAAAUCAUGUCAUCCUCGGACUCUCCAUCACUCCCUGCUGCCAAUGGAGAAAAUUCUUUAUCAGGUGGUAUUCAUUCGUUAUAUUAUUCAUUGACCAGUAUUAACAAUAGUAAUAAAAGUAGUCGCAGUAACAGUUGUCAUUCAAAUAGUGAAACGAAUGAAAAAAAGACCUCAUCUAAACUUGAUGUUGGUUAUGCAAGUGACGAUGAUGGGCAAUUAUCGCUGAGACAUUUAGAUACGAUAAAAACAAGAAUAUGCUCAUCGACAUUAGUCAAUUGUCAACCGUCAACAAUUUUAAAUGUCAAUCAGCCGGAUUCUAAUUCAUUGUUGAAUGCUCGUAAAGCAUUCAGUGACUAUUCAAUACGUUCAAAAAUUAUUUUAUAUUCACCAUUACCAACAAUGUCUUUACCUGUUUUUAAUCAACAACAAUUAACAUCGUGGAGACAUAGUAUAACAAGUGCAUAUGAUACUUGUUCAAACACAGGUGACUUAAGUGCUACAGAAGAAAUGCAACAGCAACAACAACAAAUAUCAAAUGUUGAACAAGAAAAAAAAAUCACGCUACUAUCAUUAUUAGAUGAUACAAAACUACAAUCACCACCGUCAUUGUUAAUUUAUGAUAAAAAAUAUACGUGUAUUGAUGAAACAAAAGAUUUAAUGGUUAAACAGGCUAUUCAUAAAAAUAAUCAUACAUCACGUUUUCGUAAAAGAUUUUUUCGUUGGAAUAAAACAGGCAGGUAUAUUCCACAUCGAGCAAUGACAACAAUAACAGUAAAAGUGGAUGGAGCUGAAACAUCGAGUACAACAUCACCUGAACAAGAUAGCCCCGACCAUAAACCUCAACAAUCAAAAACACCGAUGACACAUCGAUGUACAUCUCAUUCGUAUGAUGCUUCAGCAGAAUAUACAGAUCCUGAACAAAGUGAAAACGAUGUAGAUUCUGAAUAUGGCGGUGGUACACAUUCAGAUUAUGAUCAUCAAUAUCAACACAAUCAUACAAUAGUUUUUUCCAAUAGUAAUAAUCAGUUGCAUGAAAAAAACUUCUAUAAUCGAUAUACUGCAACAACUACCGCGAUGACAGCUACUACAACGACAGGUUAUUCGUCAGAUAUUGAACAUACAACAACAGGUGGCAUAUUAUCGGAUGAUGUUUCAACAACUGAUAAAAAAGGAUCACCAUUUUAUUCUUCAGCAUCAAAUGAUAAAUUAGCAGAAGAACUGAGCAUUGGUCAUGAAGUGAUUGAAAAUAAGACAAAUGCAAAUGAUGAUACUUCAGAAAUUGUUGAAAUUGAUCAAGGGUUAAAGUCAAAGGUUCAAGAUAGUUGUGAAAACUCAGAAGUUAGCGAAAUGAUGAAUGCAAUAGAAAAAAGUUCCGCAACAACCGAAGGAUCUGAACCGUGUUGGGACAACUAUCAGAAUCCAUUAUACCGUCUAGAUUGUCUCGAUCACGACUCAGUAGAAUCGACGUUAAAGUGGGAAGAUCAAUUUUUUGAAAUGGAUGAUUGUAGUCAAGAUCAUGAAUAUAUAUUGAACAAUAUUACAAUACUUGUAAGUCUUUUAUUUUCAUAUCAUAAUUGCAUUCAGUUGUCUGGCUUGAUAUUUAACUUUUCAAGUAACAUUUAUCUAAGCGAUUCACUCGAUCUGUAUUAACUGAACGAGCAAGGUGGAAAGCGAUCAUCGCAGAGCUCGGUAGCAACUAUAAACUGUGCUCUUUGAACAUCAAAGAGUCAGAGUUGAAAAAAGAAGACCAUAUGCACUAUCGAACAGACGAAAUAUAGCAUAUCAAAUAAGACUAAAGAAGUUCCGAGACCAAAAGUACAUACACUAUAUAACCCAUUUAAGUAGCUACGCAAUAAAAGCAAACAUUUGAGCAUGAUGAUCGAUGUUUUAACACGACUGGAAAAUAACAAGGACUCUAAGU